UGCAGUAAGUAAAGUGGAGAGUGGAAAAGCCUUCGGUGGGCAGCAAAGUUCCUCUUUUCCCUUCUUUUUUUGUUGACAUUCAAUCUAAAGUUUUGAUCUUGAGUGGAUUUUCUGCUGUUUUUACUCUGGUUUGAGCUUAAAGAUCGAUUCUUUUAUUCAUUUUGUGAAUGCCCAUUUGAACAUUUAAACUAAAGUUCUGGUUUUGAGUGAAUUUUUCAUCUGUUUUUAGUCUGGUUUGAGCUUAAAAUUUGGUUUUUUGAUCAUUUGUUGAGCACCCUACUAGAGUUUCAAAGGCAAAAAAGCCAAAAUUUUUAAGCUAUGGCAGAACCAAAACCUGAGGAAAUAAGCCACCCACCAAUGGACCAACUUCAAGGCCUAGAGUACUGCAUUGACUCAAAUCCUUCUUGGGGAGAAGCUAUAGCUUUGGGGUUUCAGCAUUAUAUUUUGGCCUUAGGAACUGCUGUGAUGAUCCCUUCUUUUCUUGUCCCUUUGAUGGGAGGAACUGAUGAUGAUAAAGUAAGAGUGGUUCAGACACUGCUAUUUGUUGAAGGGAUUAAUACACUUUUACAAACACUGUUCGGAACUCGACUACCUACCGUUAUUGGCGGUUCUUAUGCCUUCAUGGUUCCCAUCAUAUCAAUAAUUCAUGAUACUUCUUUGCUGAGUAUUGAGGAUAACCAUAUGAGAUUUCUAUAUACUAUGAGAGCUGUCCAAGGUGCACUAAUAGUAGCAUCAAGCAUACAAAUUAUCUUGGGAUACAGUCAAAUGUGGGCUAUUUGCACCAGGUUCUUUAGCCCCCUUGGAAUGGUUCCGGUUAUUGCACUAGUUGGCUUUGGCUUGUUUGACAGAGGCUUCCCUGUGGUUGGUCGCUGCAUCGAAAUCGGCCUCCCGAUGCUCAUUCUAUUUAUAGCCUUCUCCCAGUACUUGAAGAAUUUUCUUAUAAAACAAGUGCCAAUACUGGAGCGGUUUGCUCUCAUUAUAUCAAUCGCGGUAAUUUGGGCAUAUGCACAUCUCUUGACAGCAAGUGGUGCAUAUAAACAUCGUCCCGAGUUAACCCAAUUGAAUUGCAGAACCGACAAAGCCAACCUCGUUUCUUCUGCUCCAUGGAUAAAGAUUCCUUAUCCUCUUCAAUGGGGUGCUCCUACUUUUGAUGCCGGUCAUUCUUUUGGAAUGAUGGCUGCUGUUUUAGUCUCAUUGAUUGAGUCAACGGGAGCUUACAAGGCUGCUGCACGCCUAGCCAGUGCUACGCCACCUCCGGCUCAUAUUCUUAGCCGUGGUAUUGGUUGGCAAGGCAUUGGGAUCCUUCUGGAUGGGUUAUUUGGAACACUGACUGGUUCAACAGUCUCUGUAGAAAACGUGGGGCUUCUCGGAAGCACUCGUGUUGGAAGUCGCAGGGUCAUUCAAAUCUCAGCAGGCUUUAUGAUAUUCUUUUCGAUGUUAGGAAAAUUCGGAGCUUUGUUUGCAUCGAUACCUUUCACCAUAUUUGCUGCUGUGUAUUGUGUUUUGUUCGGUUACGUUGCUUCCGUGGGGCUUUCGUUCUUGCAAUUUACGAACAUGAACUCCAUGAGAAACCUCUUUAUCGUUGGCGUUGCAUUGUUCUUAGGUUUGUCGGUUCCUGAAUACUUUCGAGAAUACACUGCCAAGGCUCUACAUGGUCCUGCUAGUACCCAAGCUGAAUGGUUCAAUGAUUUCCUUAAUACCAUCUUCUUUUCAUCUCCGACUGUUGCAUUCGUUGUUGCCGUACUCUUAGAUAACUCACUCGACUAUAAAGACAGUGCCAGAGAUAGAGGAAUGCCAUGGUGGGCUAGUUUCCGAUCGUUCAAAGGCGAUGCCCGGAGUGAAGAGUUUUAUACACUCCCUUUCAACCUCAAUCGUUUCUUCCCCCCAUCAUAGAUCAUCAUCGACAACGGUGUUUGGGUUGCUACCAAAAGCGCACUGGCCAUAUGUAUAUCUGACUUGGGUUAUAUAGAUUUAAUCCGAUAUCGAUUCGGUUAUUAAAUUAAAUUCUUUUUUUUAUGUAUGUUGAGUUGCUGCUAGCUCUAACAGUGUUUGCAAAAGUGACUUUGCAAGAACUCUGUCAAUCAAAUGUAGCAAUGCACUUUUUGGCUUGGAGGAAUUCAAUAUCUAAAAUUAAUC
Messenger RNA from Hibiscus syriacus, 2136 nucleotides. RefSeq names its product nucleobase-ascorbate transporter 2-like. Gene Ontology annotation, biological process: transmembrane transport. NCBI's taxonomy places the organism in Eukaryota, Viridiplantae, Streptophyta, Magnoliopsida, Malvales, Malvaceae. Gene Ontology annotation, molecular function: transmembrane transporter activity. Gene Ontology annotation, cellular component: membrane. The coding region runs from base 319 to 1893 and encodes 524 amino acids. The record is from RefSeq and is a predicted model, not a curated record. The transcript has 13 exons.